Messenger RNA from Lingula anatina, 2427 nucleotides. Its product is annotated as protein mono-ADP-ribosyltransferase PARP4. The record is from RefSeq and is a predicted model, not a curated record. NCBI's taxonomy places the organism in Eukaryota, Metazoa, Brachiopoda, Lingulata, Lingulida, Lingulidae. Gene Ontology annotation, molecular function: NAD+ poly-ADP-ribosyltransferase activity. Gene Ontology annotation, cellular component: cytoplasm.
CAAUUAACACCAAACAAUGAAAACAUUGCAUCUAAAUUGUCAGUAAAGAUGAUGGAAAAGUGAGAGAAAUAUGUAACAGCUAUUUGAUAGUGGGACUUAGAAUACAAGUCACCACAGAAUCUGAUUUGAACAAAACAAAAAUGGCUUGAUAUAUCAAACGUUAGUAAAGUAUUAUGAUAUAUGUUGUUUUGUUUUUUUUUUCAAAAAGAUCGACUCUAGCAGAAGGGGAGGGAGAAUCUUCAGAUGAAGAGGAAUAUGGUGAAGAUCUAUUUUUGUGUGAUGAUGGAGCAGAUUAUGGUUUUUUAGGGGAUAAUUCUAGAGAGGGCUCUGAGGACUUCUCCCAACAUGAAGUCAGUCCUGCUUACUCCCCAACCAGUCCCUCUUUCUAUCAACCUGUUGCUGAGCAUUUAGAAAGCAGUUCAGACAUGGAAGACCUAGACAUGCAGUUAUUUGACUUUGACACAGAUUCUGUCAAAAUGGGAGCUAGAAUGGAAGAGGAAGAAGGAGAAAAAGUAAGAAAAAAGAAGAAAAAAACUGGGAUAGACAUUAGUAAAGAAAUUAAGAUGGAAGUUAGUGAACAGAAAGGUGGAAAACUGUCAAAUCUCAUGGAGCGUUCUGAAGAACUUCAGUCUAUGUCUGCAUCUUUUGCUUUGAAUGCAGACAAACCCAAGGGUUUCUUUCCUAAAUCAAGAGUUUCUUUUUUGAGUUCUGAUGAACCUGAAGUGCAACAAGCUCAGCAGUUAACUGCUGCUCCUGAGCCACUCACAGGUUCAUUUCAGUUACAGGUCUCAGCACCUCAGUCACUGGGGUUUUCUCCUAGAGAAAAACAGUCUUACCCAAAGCAGGCACAGCUGCAGGGUUUCACAUUUGGAGCACAAGUUUCUGCACAAGACCAGCUAUCUGCUUUUAAAGCGCCAAUGUCAAAUCAACCGUUUACUUUUGGUGCAGCAGCUCCAAUGUCAUCUGUUGGCUUUGGAGCACCAGCACCUAUUUCUAAUGCAGACCAGACCCUUUCAUUUGGGGUAUUUCCAGUGAGAGGCCAGGCCCCUGUAUUUGAUGGUCAACCUCCUAGUAAUGACCAGACACCUAUGUUUGGCUCCAGGGCACCGCCUCUCAGAAGGGCUCAAGUCCCUCUUUUUGGAGCAAGAUAUACUGAUUCAGCCCAGCCUCAAGCAUUCUCAAUACCAUCAUUCUCAUCAACUCGGUCCACUGGCUUUGGAGCCCCAGUUUCAGUGGCCAGCAACUCAUUUGGAUUUGGAGCACAAGCUUCAGCAUCAAUCCAGACUCAAAUAUCUCAGACACCUGCUGUAAGUUUUGCAUUGUCUGCCCCAAUGUCAGCUGCUGGGGGAUCACAGAAAGGUGGUCAUCCAGAGCCAUCUCAGUCAGAAAGCAUAUCAUCUGUUGCCAAGCCAGCAUCUCCAAGAACAUUUGGAAGUUUGUCUGUUGAUUCUGGUGAACCUGGAGUUUUGUUUAAAUCAAAGAAGACAGCCAGUGAGAGAGGCAGAGGCGGGUAUAGUUUUGGAGGAGUAGGAGCUCCCUUGUUUCACGCUGCUAGUCAGUCAAUAGAGAAAGUUUCACUGAAGGCACAAGCUGAAGAACCACCAAGGACAGAGCUAUUGAAAGGGGUUAAACCAAUCUUACAACCUGCAAAGUUACAGUUGUCAACUGAAGCACCACACCCACCUCCAUUAACUGGAGGAGGUGCACCACCUGGACCACCACCACCACCACCACCACCUCCACGUACAGCAACGCAACGAUUACGAUCAGCAGACGGAUAUCUAUCAAUGGGAGUUAAAUCCCCGCCUUCAUUACCUAAAGCAGGGGUACCACCACCACCACUGCCACCGCCACCUGGAGCAGCAGUACCACCACCAUCCCCACCACCAUUACCUAGAGCAAGGGUAGCACCCGCAGCCCCACCACCUGGAAGAGCAGUACCUUCACCAUCACAUAGUACAGAGACACAACCCAAAGUGAUGUGGAGGAAAAUGAAGGUACCAGCUGAUAAUGCCAAGAGGAAAAUGAGUAAAGAGAGUCCAAAGGAAAAAUCCAGUGAAGCUGUUAGUAUUGACCCACCCCCACAGAAAUCAUCACCAGAGGCAGAAGUAGCAGAAAUUGUAAAGAAAAAUCUAGCUUCAGUCAAAUUGAGAUCAGCAGGUUCAGUGGUUCACAGAAAAGUGUUUGGUGAGUCAGAGCAACAAUCAUUAACAACAGAGAUAACAAAGAAAAUUGAAACCAAGCUUAGACAAAUGCCAGUAGAUAAAGGAUCAAUAGACCAACAAAGGGGAAGGAAAACCCUCGGCAGAAUAGCUGGAGACAGAUUAACCAAUCAGUCUAUAGACAGAGUUAUAGAUUUGGAUUCUUCCUCUUCAUCUUCUCAAGACUGGUCAUCCUCGGAUGAAGAAUGCAAAGUUUCAGUUAUUG